This is a messenger RNA of Umbelopsis ramanniana AG, 990 nucleotides long. RefSeq lists its product as uncharacterized. The coding region runs from base 136 to 822 and encodes 228 amino acids. Gene Ontology annotation, biological process: vacuolar proton-transporting V-type ATPase complex assembly. NCBI's taxonomy places the organism in Eukaryota, Fungi, Mucoromycota, Umbelopsidomycetes, Umbelopsidales, Umbelopsidaceae. Gene Ontology annotation, cellular component: endomembrane system. The record is from RefSeq and is a predicted model, not a curated record. The transcript has 3 exons.
AGAGGGGCAUUAGUGAGACAGCGCGCUUGUGCCAGUGACCUUCGUCCGCCUGUGAAUUAGAGUGAAUAGAGGCGCGAUCCACUUACCUGUGAAGAGUUCUGGCAUGGUUCAGUUUUUUUCUUUGGAUUGGUCCCAAUGACAGAAAUCACUGUCACCCCGAUAAUUCGAGAUGCCAUAAACCAUGCCAUCGAAGUCCCGGCAUGCCACGAAACUUUGCUACAAUCGAUUCAAAACCUCUCUGAAGCAGAAUCAAUACCCCUAGACGUCCUUGUCGACGUCUCGAAAUUGCUUGUUGCAGAACACAGUAACGUGCUGGCAAUGGACGAAGAUCAAAAAGAGACUACCUCCCACAUAUCCUCUGUAGACCCAACUCAAUAUUAUCUUCAUGAACUCAUGAAGGGGAGCUCAAUAUAUAGAACGCCUCUGAAGCGUCCAUCAAGGAACCCAGAACUGCAAGCUCGCUUGGACAAAAUAGCUGCCGACAAUCAAAACAAAGAGUACGCGCAGAUGGUCAAAUCAGUGGUUGGUUCAGAGAAGGACAAACUGGCAUUCAAGAUACCGCAUGAUGAAAUGCAGGAAAUACGUGGUCAUGUCACGGCCAUUAUCAAUGUCCUUUUUUCCAUCGUUGCCUGCUUUGGUGCUUUCUACAAAAUGAGCAGCGUGUUGACCUCAGACAUGGGAAUUCGCGUUCUUUUGUCCCUGUUUGGAGCGAUCAUUGUAGGCAUCGCAGAAGUGACCCUUUACAUGAGUUAUCUCAGAGUUGCGUUCAGCACACCCGACGACAAACCAAAAAAGAAAAAGAUGAAGGCGAAGACAAGAUAAUAGUUUCUCAAUUUUAAAAAAAAAAAAAAAAACCAAAGCAUUAGGUAUAAGCGCAUGUAGAUAGAAAAUGAACAAAAUACAAAGCAGGCAAAAUAAAAGAGAGAGAGAAGGUGGACGCAAAUGGCAGUUGGCCUAUGCUUUGACUUCUAUCUCUACACUCUCGUCUGU